This is a messenger RNA of Symbiodinium natans, 2226 nucleotides long. NCBI's taxonomy places the organism in Eukaryota, Dinophyceae, Suessiales, Symbiodiniaceae. The record is from the annotation of a GenBank genome assembly.
AUGAGUGGAGCCAGUGCGGACACAGGGCAGAAAGGCGGCCCUGCUCCGGACGACGAGUACCAGGGCCAAAUCAGUAGCAUUCAGCAGAUCUUCGCUGAGUAUGACCACAACGGCUCCGGCAAGGUCCGAGUCGAGAGGAUCCCAGAUCUGAUCGUGAACCUGGGCCGAGACCUACAAGUGGGCAGGGAGGUGGCUCGGCAGCUCAGUGGCAGUGGCGCUGUGGAGCUCACCACCUUCGAGGAAGUUGUUCAGACUCUGAAGAGAGUCGAGGAGAGCCAGGACCGUGAACCAGACGGCGAGACCACGACACCACUGACUCUGUUGAAGCGGCUCAAUGCCUACAAGAAGCAAUGUGAAUCCAACGGGGAGUGCGCCGUGCCGGUCGUUGCAGAGGUGGAGGAACCUCCCACGGAUGAUGUUGCGUCCAAAGCUGAUGCGGUUGACCAUGCGGAGCACAAUCAAGAGGUCUGUGCCAUUUGUUUAGAGGGACUUGACGAUUGCAGCUUUAGCUACCCGUGUGGCCAGGGCCACAGGCUGCACUACCCCUGCAUGCUCCACUUCUUGGGCAGCAUCCUGGCCAUCCCUCUGUCUGAUGACAGCCCCGGGCCGCUGCUGAAGCAGCAAGCCCGUGAGAUGGGCACUGGCUUCAAGGCGGUUGCCAUGCUGGAAACCGCCAUGCAGAACCUUCAAGCCGAGACGCGGCGCCGCUUGUGCUGUCCGCUAUGCCGAUGUGAUUGGCCAGAAGAGCACGAGAUUUCCUUAGAUUCCAUCAUGGUUCAGCUUCGAUCCUGUCGCAUCAAGAUGCUUGCAAAGCACGUGGGCAAGCUCGAAAAGGCCGUCCAUUCUGUGCGGGCUAGCUAUGACAAAAGGGCAGAGAUUGCGCGACAUCGUAUGGGAUAUGGCUUGGCAGUUCUCGACAGGAACCUGCACACUGCCUCGAGUUAUCUCAGCCACCGCGAAACCGCGUGCGGCACGGUUCUGCGAAUCUUCGAGUUCCUGGAAGCGAGACAUGUCACUUCAGUCUCAGCUUGCUGCACAGCAGCAGCUCGGCAUUGCUGGGUGGAGUGCAAGCUGAGAGCCCCUCACGUGAAGGCUGCCACGGUGCGCUCCGCCACGCAUCAUAUCUGGCCGCAAACGACAAGAUCGCUGCUGAUAGAUCCAUCACUACGCUCGGCGGUUCAAAAAGGUACCUCAGGCAUGGAUGUCGUGUCCUUCUCGAAGUGGCUCGCAAGCGCCGCAAGUCUUCUGGAAGUGAACAUCCAUGCUGCGAGCUGGGAGAAGCUCGACCCAGGGGCGGGCUAUCUCGCGCAGAGCCUGCCCAUCCAACACCUCCAGAUCCUGGAUCUGUCGCACAAUGGGCUCACUGACGCGGGCGCUCACAACUUGGCCGCAGCCCUCACAAGGAAGCGCCCAGUUCGCCUGGAAGUGCUGACGCUGGAGCUGAACUACAUCACGGAGGUGGGCUUCGCUUCACUGCUCAGCCUGGGCAAGGACACCGGCAGUCGCAUUCGCAGCUGGGGAUUCAGACACAACCAGCUCGGUGACGCAUCCUGCAAGCUUCUGGCAAAGGCUCUUGAUCCAGAAGCCAUCGGUGCGCCGAACCGUCUCAACGUCUGGGAUUUGCGCACGAACAAGAUCGGCUUAGAAGGCUGCAAAGCCUUGGUGCCCGUCAUCGGAUACAUGGAGGUGGCUCGACUUGGAUGCAACCCCUUGGGUGAUGCCGGGGGGGAGCAGCUGGCCAAUGGCCUCGGCCGAAGCCUCCGCAUCCUUGACCUCCGACAAGCAGAGCUGGGCGAGGCGGCAACGCUCGCCCUCGGAAGAAAGCUCCGGGAUGCAGCAACACUGCAGGAGCUGCUUCUGUCUGGAAACAACAUCGGGCCAGCUGGGGCACAGGCUCUGGCAGAAGGCUGGGCUUGGAUCUCUUCUUUGAGACACGUCGACUUGUCGGGCAACAUGUCCAUUGGAAGGGAGGGGGUGGAUCUCCUCACGGACGAGAUGCCCUUCUGGCAGCAGGGGCCAUUUAGGCUCGCCCUUGCCAGCAUCGGCUGCGAGGACGAGGGAGCAAAGAAGUUGGCUGCCGUACUGAGAAAGAAUCCACGCAAAGGACGAGGUUGGACCAUUGAACUCCAGAACAACCCGAUCAGCAGCUUGCUGAAGCUGGAGAUUUCCAGGUUGCUGGAGGAGGACUGCCGCCCCGAGGACAUCUACUCCGCAAGGCGGAAAUGA